AUCUGAUAAGAUUGUACUUAGAAAAAAAUAUCCUUACACAGUCACACUACAAUGAUAGCAGCAAGAUCUUCAUCUCUGUUUCUGGGUUGUCCUAAUAACUCCACCACUUGUUCUAAAUCAAAUUCUCCAUAUAAUUCUAACAUGUAUUCUCCAUCUAUUGUUAUUACUAAACCAACAAGCACAAUAUGUUGUUGUUCAAGAAACGACACCCAUGGCUACAUACCAAAGCUUCAACCUUUUAGCACCAGAACUAAGUUUGAUCGUGUUCUUCAAGACCCUCCCUUGAUUCAAAAAUCUGAAACUCAACUUGCAGAUUAUUGUUCAACACUUGAAGGGGAAAAUUCUUAUAGUUGCUGGCAAGCUUAUUUUGAACUCAAAGAUCUGGAAACCAAAGAGCCGAAAGAUGAGGUCGAGAAGGUGAUACUUGAAGCAGGGGGGAUGAAAUCGUUGAUCGGAUGUUUACAUGGGAUUUCUGCAAUUCACAAGGCCAAAAAAGCAGCUGCCAAUGAGUCGAACAAGGCAUCGCUAAAUGCAAAGAAACAAGUGGAAAACCAUUGUCCAGUGCCGGAUGGAUUGCCGAGAUCAGCUGAAGAAAUGGAGGAGGAAGAAAAAGCAAGAAUGCCGGAUUCACCAUUCACCAGGUUGCUCAGAAACAAAGGGAGAUUUCCGGCUUGGUACUCCCCUGCGCCUGAUCAUGAAACAGACUAGAUUAUGGAUCAUUAGAUUCCGCUCUCUUUUUUUCGGUUAGGAAAUUGGAUGAAUUUUACUCCUGUUGUCAGACUUAUUUUUUGAAUGCAAGUAAUGUCUACUUAUGUCUAAAUAAAUCUCUAGUUUUUGGGAAAUGAGUAGAGCCAAACAUGCUCGAAAUUUGGGAGUC
This is a messenger RNA of Daucus carota subsp. sativus, 877 nucleotides long. Its product is annotated as CCG-binding protein 1. NCBI's taxonomy places the organism in Eukaryota, Viridiplantae, Streptophyta, Magnoliopsida, Apiales, Apiaceae. Gene Ontology annotation, biological process: pollen tube guidance. Gene Ontology annotation, molecular function: mediator complex binding. The coding region runs from base 52 to 708 and encodes 218 amino acids. Gene Ontology annotation, cellular component: cytosol; nucleus. The transcript is spliced from 3 exons. The record is from RefSeq and is a predicted model, not a curated record.